Molecule: messenger RNA, 930 nt
Organism: Capsella rubella
Lineage: Eukaryota; Viridiplantae; Streptophyta; Magnoliopsida; Brassicales; Brassicaceae
Product: glutathione S-transferase T3-like
Exons: 1
Coding region: 1-930 (309 amino acids)
Source: RefSeq, a predicted model, not a curated record
AUGAAUCCUUUUACUCCAACUGCUGGCUUCAUGGACUUGUUAACAAGUCAGCAAGAAACUCCAAUCCUCCAUCCAACUGGCUUUGAGACAGAUUCACCAACUGGUGAAUCUGAAGUUCCUGUCUUCAGUACUGAAGCUCAAGACAGUCCUGCUACACCCAUACCGAGAAAGAGGAACAAAUGGACCUCUGCAGAAGAUGUGGUACUCAUCUCUGCUUGGUUAAACACAAGUAAAGAUGCAGUGGUGGGUAAUGAGCAAAGAGGAGAAGCUUUCUGGAAGCGCAUAGCAUCCUAUUUUGCAGCUAGUCCCAAUGUUUCUAACCUGAAACUAAGGCUGCCAAGUCAUUUCAAACAGAGGUGGGCAAAGAUUAACGAGAUGGUAUGCAAGUUUGUGGGAUCCUUUGAAGCUGCAACAAGAAAAGCCACAAGUGGUCAGAAUGAUGAUGAUUUGUUGAAGCUAGCUCAUCAGAUUUAUGAGUCUGAUUACAAGAAGAAGUUCAUGCUAGAGCAUGCAUGGAGAGAGUUAAGGCGUGACCAAAAGUGGUGUGCAUUACAGGCUGAUAAAGAUUCUGGCAAGAGUAAAAGAAGAAAGCUUUCUUCUGGUUCUAUACAAUCUUCUGAACAGUCUGAAGCGUGUGAAGAGGCUGAUUCAUCUCAAGUCCGGCCAGUUGGUGUGAAGGCUGCCAAGGCUGCUGCCAAAGGCAAAGGGAAAAUGGCUGCCAAUGUUGUAGAAGAAGGUCAAUCUCUGGGAAGGAUCCACACUAUUUGGGAGAUAAAGCAAAAUGAUUUUACACUGAAGCAAGAAGAGCAUGCAAUGAAAGAGAAGCUAAGCAAUAGGAAAUUGCUGGAUAGUCUUAUAUUAAAAUCUACUCCUCUAACUGAAAUAGAGGAAGAGCUAAAGAUUAAGCUAAUUAGAGAGUGUUUCCCUUGA